AUGACACCUCCGUGUUCAUUAUCCGGUAACCAAGAUAGUGAAGGUACGAAGAAGAAGAAAGAAGGAAUGAAGCAACACAAAGUCCCAUUGUUGAAGCUGUUUUCGUUUGCUGAUUUUUACGACUACGUGCUCAUGGCUUUGGGAUCCCUCGGUGCAUGCGUGCAUGGUGCUUCCGUGCCUGUUUUCUUCAUUUUCUUUGGGAAACUGAUAAACAUCAUAGGAAUGGCUUAUCUCUUCCCCAAAGAAGCUUCUCACAAAGUUGCAAAGUACUCAUUGGAUUUUGUAUAUCUCAGCGUGGCUAUCUUAUUCUCCUCAUGGAUAGAGGUGGCUUGUUGGAUGCAUACCGGAGAACGACAGGCAGCAAAAAUAAGGAUGGCAUAUCUAAAAUCUAUGCUAAAUCAAGAUAUAAGUUUAUUUGACACCGAAGCUUCAACCGGAGAAGUCAUAUCUGCAAUUACAAGUGACAUUAUUGUUGUUCAAGAUGCCCUUUCUGAGAAGGUGGGGAAUUUCAUGCAUUACAUAAGCAGAUUUAUAGCAGGCUUCAGCAUUGGCUUUGCUAGAGUAUGGCAAAUCAGUCUGGUAACGCUGUCGAUAGUUCCAUUGAUUGCUCUUGCCGGUGGUAUUUAUGCUUAUGUUGCCACUGGUCUUAUUGCUAGAGUUCGAAACUCCUAUGUCAAGGCUGGUGAAAUUGCCGAAGAGGUGAUUGGGAAUGUUAGAACUGUCCAAGCAUUUGCAGGGGAAGAAAAGGCAGUGAAAUCAUACAAAGAAGCAUUGAUGAAAACAUACGAGUAUGGUAGAAAGGCCGGCUUAACCAAGGGUCUGGGGCUGGGCUCUUUGCAUUGUGUGCUCUUUGUUUCCUGGGCAUUGCUUGUUUGGUUCACCAGUAUAGUUGUUCACAAGCACAUUGCAAAUGGUGGGGAUUCUUUCACUACCAUGCUUAAUGUUGUCAUCUCUGGCCUGUCAUUAGGACAGGCAGCACCAGACAUUUCUGCAUUUAUUCGAGCAAGGGCAGCUGCCUAUCCCAUAUUUGAGAUGAUAGAGAGGAAUACAGUUAGCAAAACCAGCUCCAAAACAGGCUACAAACUAAGCAAAGUGGAGGGCCACAUUGAAUUCAAGGAUGUGUCUUUUAGUUACCCAUCUCGGCCUGAUGUAGUUAUAUUCAACAAGUUCUGCCUCAACAUUCCUGCAGGCAAGAUUGUAGCUCUUGUCGGAGGAAGUGGCUCUGGAAAGAGCACAGUCAUUUCAUUGAUCGAAAGAUUUUAUGAGCCACUUACAGGGGAUAUAUUGUUGGAUGGGAAUAAUAUUAAGGACCUUGACCUCAAGUGGCUUAGACAACAAAUUGGUUUGGUUAAUCAGGAGCCUGCUCUUUUCGCGACAACCAUUAGGGAGAAUAUUCUAUACGGAAAAGAUGAAGCUACACUUGAUGAGAUAAUGCGUGCUGCAAAACUUUCAGAGGCCAUUGCCUUUAUCAAUAAUCUCCCUGAUAGAUUUGAAACUCAGGUUGGUGAAAGAGGAAUACAACUAUCGGGUGGACAGAAGCAAAGAAUUGCAAUAUCUCGGGCAAUAGUGAAAAAUCCAUCUAUUCUUUUACUUGAUGAAGCAACAAGUGCCCUUGAUGCAGAAUCUGAGAAGAGUGUGCAGGAGGCACUCGAUCGUGUGAUGGUGGGACGAACCACAGUUGUGGUAGCUCAUCGCCUUUCUACAAUUAGGAAUGCAGAUGUGAUAGCUGUUGUUCAAAAUGGGACGAUUGUAGAAACUGGCAGCCAUGAAGAGCUUAUUUCAAACCCUUACAGUGCCUAUUCUUCACUCGUUCAGCUUCAAGAGACAGCGCCUUUGCAACGCUACCCCUCACAAGGUCCUACUUUGAGUAGGCCACUCAGCUUGAGUUAUUCACGAGAAUUAUCCCGAACAAGGACGAGCUUUGGUGCAAGUUUUCGUUCUGAAAAGGACUCAGUACUUAGUCGUGCUGGUGCUGAUGCAAUAGAUACUGGGAAGGCAGCAUAUGUUUCACCAGGUAGACUGUACUCUAUGGUUGGACCUGACUGGUAUUAUGGGGUCUUUGGCACCAUUGCUGCAUUAAUUGCUGGAGCUCAGAUGCCUCUAUUUGCUCUUGGGGUUUCUCAAGCUCUUGUAGCCUAUUACAUGGACUGGGAUACAACAUGCCGUGAAGUCAAGAAGAUUGCCAUCCUGUUUUCUUGUGCUGCAGUUAUAACUGUCAUCGUUCAUGCCAUUGAGCACUUAUGUUUUGGAAUCAUGGGAGAGCGACUCACUCUUCGUGUGCGUGAAGGGAUGUUUUCUGCCAUUUUGAAGAAUGAGAUCGGAUGGUUUGACGACCUAAACAAUGCAAGUUCCAUGCUUGCGUCUCAUCUAGAGACUGAUGCAACUUUUUUAAAAGGUGUAGUUGUUGAUCGAUCAGCAAUCCUCAUUCAGAAUGUAGGUUUGCUGGUAGCUUCCUUUAUCAUUGCAUUCAUCUUAAACUGGAGAAUCACACUUGUUGUCUUGGCCACCUAUCCAUUGAUCAUAAGUGGUCACAUUAGCGAGAAACUAUUCAUGCAAGGGUAUGGAGGUAACUUGAGCAAAGCAUAUCUAAAAGCAAACAUGCUUGCUGCUGAGGCUGUCAGUAAUAUUCGAACUGUUGCUGCAUUUUGUGCUGAGGAGAAGAUCCUUGAUCUUUAUGCCCGUGAGCUGGUUGAGCCUUCAAAGCGUUCAUUUAAUCGUGGUCAAAUUGCAGGAAUAUUCUAUGGCAUUUCCCAGUUCUUCAUCUUCUCAUCUUAUGGCCUUGCCUUAUGGUAUGGUUCUGUUUUAAUGGGGAAAGAGCUAGCAAGCUUUAAAUCUGUCAUGAAAUCAUUCAUGGUUUUGAUUGUAACGGCAUUAGCCAUGGGAGAAACUUUGGCAUUGGUCCCAGAUCUUUUAAAAGGGAACCAAAUGGUGGCAUCUGUGUUUGAGAUUAUGGACCGGAAGACGCAGGUUGCUGGGGAUGUUGGAGAAGAACUAACAAAUGUAGAAGGUACAAUUGAACUAAGAGGUGUUCACUUUAGUUAUCCAUCAAGGCCAGAUGUAGUAAUUUUCAAGGAUUUCGAUCUAAAAGUACGUUCAGGCAAGAGUAUGGCACUAGUGGGGCAAAGCGGAUCUGGUAAGAGCUCUGUUCUUGCUCUUAUACUUCGAUUCUAUGAUCCAACAGCUGGGAGGGUGAUGAUUGACGGCAGAGACAUCAGGAAACUAAAGCUGAAAUCUCUUCGGAAACACAUUGGCCUAGUUCAACAAGAACCGGCUCUUUUCGCUACAUCUAUCUACGAAAACAUCCUCUAUGGCAGAGAAGGAGCUUCAGAAUCAGAAGUAAUUGAAGCAGCUAAGCUUGCUAAUGCACAUGGUUUCAUAAGCUCCCUCCCUGAGGGUUACUCAACGAAAGUUGGUGAACGAGGAGUGCAACUCUCUGGCGGGCAGAAACAAAGAGUAGCCAUUGCUCGAGCUGUCCUGAAGAACCCCGAAAUCUUGCUACUCGAUGAAGCCACCAGUGCUCUGGACGUGGAGUCAGAGCGUGUGGUGCAACAAGCUCUAGACAGAUUGAUGAGGAACCGGACGACAGUCAUGGUGGCACAUAGGCUGUCAACUAUUAAAAAUGCAGACCAAAUAUCAGUUAUACAAGAAGGAAAAAUAAUAGAGCAAGGGACUCAUUCUACUCUCAUAGAAAACAAAGAUGGACCAUAUUUUAAGUUAAUCAACCUUCAGCAGCAGCAGCAGCUGGAACAAUAGUGUCAAAUGUCAAUAAGACAGUAACUACAGGAACAAACAGAUUACCCAAACAAUUUAUGCAGGUGCUUUGUUUCAUAUUUUACCUAAAUCUAUUUUUUUCUCACUAAAUGUGAAUUUAUCUUUAUUACCAGCCAUUGUUUCCCUAUGAAGAAAAUAAUGAUACAUAUCAGAGAAUGCUAUACAAGUGGCUUUUUUAUACCAUUAAUUCAUGGUUACUAUGGAUAUAACC
Messenger RNA from Theobroma cacao (cacao), 3982 nucleotides. It is a transcript of the gene ABCB2, whose product is annotated as P-glycoprotein 2. Gene Ontology annotation, cellular component: mitochondrial inner membrane. Gene Ontology annotation, molecular function: ABC-type oligopeptide transporter activity; ATP hydrolysis activity; ATP binding. Lineage: Eukaryota; Viridiplantae; Streptophyta; Magnoliopsida; Malvales; Malvaceae. The record is from RefSeq and is a predicted model, not a curated record. Gene Ontology annotation, biological process: oligopeptide export from mitochondrion.